AUGGCCACGCGUGGCGUUUCGCAAGCGCAAAUCACAAAGAGGGCGCGCCUCGAACGUCCACCCGUCAACCCCCUCAGCCCCGUACAGGCCAUCUACCUGCAGCUCAUCAAGCAGUGGUAUGGCCAGUUCAUCCAACAACUCCCCCCGGGCACCGGGCACAAGGUCCAGGGGGCACAUUUCUACUCAUGGGAUGAGGCAACUGGUCCAAUGGCGCCGACAUGGCAACCGAAGCAUUUCAAGCCGCUUCUUGCCAUCGCCGCUAACCGCCAAGGAGAGUCGGGGCAGGCGAUUGCCGAGCGCACGUUCUACAUCAGUGUGUUCUAUGUCCUGCAGCUGUACGACCGCGCCCGUCUCGUUGCCGGAUGUCCACCCCUGACAUCCGACGCGAAGGUUUCCGUCUGGGACAUCGCUCGCGCAAGUCUCGGCGCUGCACAAGCACCGAAAGGACGUUAA
Messenger RNA from Cutaneotrichosporon oleaginosum, 453 nucleotides. RefSeq lists its product as uncharacterized. NCBI's taxonomy places the organism in Eukaryota, Fungi, Basidiomycota, Tremellomycetes, Trichosporonales, Trichosporonaceae. The record is from RefSeq and is a predicted model, not a curated record.